Molecule: messenger RNA, 1125 nt
Organism: Sparassis crispa
Lineage: Eukaryota; Fungi; Basidiomycota; Agaricomycetes; Polyporales; Sparassidaceae
Exons: 2
Coding region: 1-1125 (374 amino acids)
Source: RefSeq, a predicted model, not a curated record
AUGGAAACUGCUCAAGCCCCGAAUCCUGGGGUAUUAUCACCUUCGCGCAGCUCUGAGGCUUCGUACGAUUAUCUGAGCGCUCGUACCGAUUAUUCGUCGGUCAGAUUCAGCGAUGACGAUGAAAUAGUAUGGUCUGUUUCGGACCUAUCGCUUUCCUCGUCCAACGACAGCGUAUCUCCCCGUUCUCCCGCGUGCUCAGAGGACGACUUCGUCCUCCUCCGCCCAUCCGCGUCGGGCUACCUUACGGCAUCUUCGAGCCCUUCCUCAGCAUCUGUCCCCAGUGCUGAGAACAGCCCUAUCCGUGUUUCCGUUGAAGAUUUGUCGAAUAGGGUGUCCUCCCUCUAUUUAGGCCCAUACGAUUCACCGACUACCCCCAAGCCCCCACUCUCAUCCAUUCGAGCGGCACAACCCCCUUCAGUGCCUUCUAGCUCUCCUAAGAAACGCUCGAAGAAGAAACGUACCGUUUCGGUAUCUUCUUCCACACAGUCCAGCACCCCCGCUGUGAGCGCAGCGAAGGCUGUGUCGGCGAAGAAGUUGCAGCAAGCGACCAAUUCUGCUACGACGAAGCCUGCCAAGGCUGUGUCUAGCAAGACCACUAAGAAGGCAAAGAAGGCUGCAGCUGCUACUAGCCUAGUUGCAGCACCGGUCGCUGUCGAGGUACAGAGCUCUGGUCUUGGCAACAGGGAGGUCGUGGACGAUGUCUCGGAGGCGGGCGACUACGGUCCGACUGCCUAUCACGAUGCCGUGCAGUAUAUUUCGUCUUCCCUCUCUAAUCCGUCGGAGAAAUCGACCCUGUCGAACUUGAGACUACUUCAAGCGCUCAUAAUCGAGUUGGGGCUGUGCCCCUCUGCUCUCCGGCCUUCUGGGUAUGAUUCGAUGUCCUUCCCUUCCCUGCCGUCACUUCCGAAUUCGCUCCGCGCAGCCAAGAUGCUGCUGAAGUCCAGUGUCUUCCUGAACGUGAGGGAUUACCUUGACGUCCGGGGCCAGGGCCUGGACGCGCUCCGCCGUGUAAUGCACCCGAGCCGCAAGGCGCUGAUGCAUGAGGUCCGGAAGAAGGGCAAGAGGAUGCCCGUCGGCGACGUCAAGGGCAUGGGCUUGAAUGUCCUCUUAGUGAGAUGCUAUUAG